This is a messenger RNA of Colletes gigas, 4429 nucleotides long. It is a transcript of the gene Incenp, whose product is annotated as inner centromere protein A-like. NCBI's taxonomy places the organism in Eukaryota, Metazoa, Arthropoda, Insecta, Hymenoptera, Colletidae. The transcript is spliced from 10 exons. The record is from RefSeq and is a predicted model, not a curated record. The coding region runs from base 156 to 2816 and encodes 886 amino acids.
GCCUACGGCAUGAAAUGGAGAUUGUCGUUAAAGUUUUUGUUUUCUUCGCGCUUUGUGUUAUUGAAACAUAUUAAUCGUGUAGUUUAUGUAUUUUUCUUGUAGAACUUAUUCCUGACAUUUCACUAAUUACAUUAUAUAUACAAAAGAUUUUCAGUAUGACUAAUAAAUCGAAGGCAAAAAUAAAAACAAUGAUUGUCAAUGAUAUGAUAAGUAUCAGCAAUCGUUGUACAGAAGCUAAGGAAUUCAUCGAUGAAAAUCUAGAUGAUACGAUAGAAUAUCUGCAUGCUUUGCUUACUCAAAUACCACAAUCAAUAUCCGGUCCCUUAAUAACAAAAACACCCAAAGUACCUAAGAAAAAAGAAAUACAACGUAUUGAAACUAUCCCAGAAGAUGAUAUUAUUGAUUGCACAAUAUAUGGCUCUGCCACAAGGAGCAUCAAAGGGAAAAGUAUAGAUGGUGCAGAGGAAAAAGAAAAUGGAAAUAUGACAGAAAUGACCAAUGGUCGUUCUAAAAGGCAAGCUUCUAAGAAAGCUGCAGAUAAUAUUAGGAAACAGCAAUCAAUGACACGUAUAAUGAAACUACGAAGACCAUCAAGUUCUGAUGAGGAUGUUUCUAAUACGAAGAAUACAAACCAGAACCAAAGUAAGAGAAAGAAGUCUGCCAGAAGUAGCUCAGAUGAAGAUAACAGUCAAGGUCCUAACAAGUAUUCUAAAAUAGAAGAAAAUACAUUCAGAGCAAGUUCUACAAAGAAAAACGAGGAAACAAACUUGGAAGAUAAGUUUUCUACAAAAGAGAUUGCAACACAUCAAGAUAAAAAUGAAACAUUAAGGAAGUCUUUGACAAUGAUGUGUUCCUCAAAUAGAAAGAGAACACUUACGCAAAACUAUGAUUCGAGUACCAAGGAACCUAAUACUAUUAAUGACACAGUCAUUGCGCCUAAAAUAGGAGUUAUGGAAGAACAUUCUAUGUACGAGGACGCGAUUGAAAAAUGUGUACCUAUCAUGAACUCCACAAUGAAUUUGAAUACUACAGUUACUAUGCACAAAAUGAUGAAUGCAACAGUCGUUUUGGAACCUUUGUCAGCGAUUAAAUUGAAUGAAACUGUAACAAUUAAUAAAGGCAAUAAUAAUGGUAUAGCGAGGUACAAUGAACAAAAGCCAAAUCAACCGAUGCCCGAAUCUAAAUUAUCCAAAACGUGCAAACUUCCAUCGCCUUCUUCAAAAUCCCUGCAGGACAGGAUGCAUCUACGAAAAGAAGCAUUGACAAAUGCAGAAAUUAACGAAUUAAUCACAGACGAUGAUUCGUCGCCUGAGAUAAAGAAAUCCAGGCCGCAAAUUAGGCUUGAAAAUAAAAAACGACAGAGGCCUGUAGUAAAGUAUGUAUCGUCGAGCGAGGAUGAGGUCUUCAAUACGCCUGCGAAACCAACUUUGAAGGAGGCGAGUGCAACUACAAUUCUUCAGGAAAUAAGGAACAAUUACAAACUAAACGCAUUAUUCAGUCCUUACGCCAAAGAAUCUGUAAGAAAACGGGUUGAAGCAUUUGAGCAGGUAGGUCUAAGCAGUCCGAAGCCUGCCGUUGAAAUCGACGUACCAACUAGAUUGACAAGAACAAAAACACGAGCUAUAGCUGCCGCACAAGCCGAAGCCUUAGAAAAUAGUAAGAAUAUGGAUAAGACGAUUGCUCAAAAAUUAGCACGGAAAUCGCUUGCAAAAGCUAAAAAAAUCUCGUUAGCAAAACAUGUUAAGGAAACAGAUGAAUCUAAAGAGAAUAAAGUGCCAAGCGCGCAAAAAACUAAUAAAGUUGUGCCUAUUGAAAAAGUGAACCAAAAGUACGUACAAAAAACGACUCCACUAGGGAAAACGAAACUUCAUUUGCCGAUGUCUGUCAAUCGUAUUACACAUACUCCAGCAAACAAUCUAAUUAACACAAAUCAAACCAAGGCUUCAAGUGCAACACGUUCAAAUAUUAUCACAUCAGUGGAUUCUUUUAUUCAAUCUGCGAAAUCAGUUAAUAGACGUAACUCAACGGAGAAAAUAGAUGAGAAGAAACGGAAAAUGAACGAUGAGGACGCUCGAAAGAAACGAGAGGAAACUCUGAGACUUCAAACAGAAGAAAAGAGAAAAAAAAGGAAAGAAAAGGAAUUGAAAAAUAAGCUGGCAAGAGAAGCGAAAGAGAAACAGGAAUUGGAGAAACGUCAGAAGGCUGAGAAAGAAAGGGAGGAGAGGGCGCGUUUAGCGCAACAAAUGCAAGAAAAGCAUCGCGAGGAAAUGGAAAAGAAACGUAUGGCCCAAUUGCAACGAGCUCAAGAAAUAGAAGAAAGACGUAAACACGAAGAACAACAACGUUUACAGCGUUUGCAAGAACAAGAAGAAGCGGAACGACUAUUGGCUGAGCAAAGACGUCGGGAACAAGAGGCUGAGAAGCGAAAGGAAGCCGAAACAAGGAUUCAGCAACAAGCUGCUGCCGAAGCGAUAAGAGUUAAAAACCAAAUGCUUAUGGCACAAGCUAAACAUGAAAAUAAACAUCAGGGCCCAACAAAUUACAUUUUGGAUAGUGAACCCGACGAAGACUAUUCAGACGAUGAAACUAAACCAAAACAUGUAAUUCCGUACUGGGCACAAACACACGUUCGCAGAACUCAACUAGCAAUUCAACGAUACAUUCCUAAUCAAGAAGUUUUCAGAUUUUUCGACAGUAAAAAGUGUACACCAGACUUGUCUGAAUUGUUCCAAGGUAUAGACAGAAAGAGAUUGAAGCGUACGUCCAGUGCAAUUUGGAAAACGCCGCCACGAUACUCCAUGAUGGAAACUGAAUGAAAGAAGCGGCGGUAGUUUUGGUGUUUUUACACUUUUCAAAGAUCUUAGUUUUAAAUGCGUGUAUAUAGGUAUCUGUAAUAAUUGUUUUGAUUGAAAAACAUUCAAUAUUUACUUCCGAUCAAUCAUGUUUGUAAGCAUAUUUACGUAUGGUAAAGAGCUAUCCAACACAGGAUAAUCUAAGAAAAGCAUCAAGACUGAUUUACUCAUAACCGAAAUAGUAAGUCUCCUUCCGUCUAUCUCGGGAUGUUGAUGUUCAGAAAUUAUAGCCUUUUCGAAAUCCGAUAUACCCAGCUCAGAUUCGGUUCUAAUUUUUCUAAUGCCACCUUUUAAGACCUUUUUUCGAAUUUAUAUAUUAAUGCGAUUUGACGAAGAGUUCGUUCAAUUUUCGAAAGUUUCUACCUUUAUGGUAGUUGAACUUACCUUUAUGGUCGUUGAACUUGCGACUCUUUUAAUGUCUGGCGGAAUUUUAUAAUCUUGGAAAUACUUAUAUGCUGGAAUUGUAGGCAAAAUUGGCGACCAUGUUUUAAACGUUCCAAAGGUAGAUAUAUAACGUCCCCCCAACGUCCAUAAGCGCACCGUGUGGUCUACACUACCACUUGAAAAUGAUAAUAAUAUAAUCAUAACGCUAUUGUAUUAGUGCUGUGCAAAAGUUUCUAUCGUUUUUAAUAGACAUUGUAUAACAUCAUUUUAUAAUAUCCAGGUAGUUAACCCCUUCCCGUACCAUUUAGCUCGACGACAUCCGGGCCCAAACGCUAGGCGUCAACGCGCUGCAAACAAACCAGACUGAUGCUCUUGUGGCGUACUCAUAGGAACUAAGACUCAAUCACGAUCGUGAUUUGCUCACGAGUCAGACUCGUUAAAGUACGGGAAGGGGUUAACAACUACCUGGGAUCUUCGUGGAACCUAAAUUUAAAGAUUUCAGAGAUACUAAUUUUUUCGUAUUAUGUUUAAUAGAACUGUCGUUCGGCCCAUUAAUUGUGCAGUGUAAAAGUAAAAAUGCGUAAUAUAUUUUUAUAACGACAUCCGUUAUGAAUACGAAAAAUUCAUUAUCCUAAUCAGUAUUAGGGAUGUUGAUGUAUUUAUUACCUAAUAACGAUACGUGCAUCGGGAAUUAUUUGAAUAGAUGUGACUGCUUUAUCGUGCCCGCGUACAGAAGAAAGUAAAAGUGGCAAUGGCUGAUCCCGUACUGCUCUCUUAGCUCUUCCAUUAAUUUUAUCAUUCCAUAAAAACGGGAAUUCUAAUCUCAAAAGAGGCAUGCACGUUCUAGGAGGAUCUGGUAUCAAGUAAUUUGCAAGAUACCAAACUUUUAUGUAUCCUGUGUUAUGCCCUAGAUAAUUUUAGAUAAGAUGUUACAGUUUUAAUGAGAACUAACGAACCCUGAAAGUUCUUUUUUCUUUUUUUAAGCUUUAAGUCUUUUGAUAUAUCUAUACUAUAAAGCAAUUACGAUUACGUAAACUUAAGCAUAAGCAUAUCAUAUUCCUUUUUUUACCUGUUACAAGGAAACGAUCUUUAGGAUCGGUUGUCAAUGAUAAUACACAGUCACCGACAGCAUGAAUAACUGAAAACGCUUGUAAAAAUCCGCCUCCGGGAUGAUGACUCCAAACUUGUAUCAA